AUGCUGUCCAACAAGUCUUCAUCAUUCGUAUCGGAAAAUACAAGCGAUUCAUCUUUUUAUAAGGAGAGAGAAGAAAGUUAUCGAGAUGAAACAAGAGGAAAUGUUACAAAACAUACAUUUAAUGUGGAUUUAACAAAGGAAUGUCCCAAACUGGAGGAAACAUACAAGUCUUGUUUUAAUGAUUGGUAUACGAAUGUGUUUUUGAAAGGAAAGGGAUUAGAGAAUGGGUGUAGAAACGAAUGGGAGGAUGUAAAAGCAUGUAUGAUGAUUCUGGUGAAUGAAAAGUCUCUCGAAAUCUCUGUUGAAAAAGGAGAAAAAGAAACGGAAUGGAAAAUUAAGAAUUUUGAUGAGUGA
Molecule: messenger RNA, 354 nt
Organism: Naegleria lovaniensis
Lineage: Eukaryota; Heterolobosea; Eutetramitea; Acrasida; Naegleriidae
Exons: 2
Coding region: 1-354 (117 amino acids)
Source: RefSeq, a predicted model, not a curated record